Molecule: messenger RNA, 1416 nt
Organism: Tetrahymena thermophila SB210
Lineage: Eukaryota; Ciliophora; Oligohymenophorea; Hymenostomatida; Tetrahymenidae
Exons: 1
Source: RefSeq, a predicted model, not a curated record
AUGUAGAAGUAGAAUAAAUAGUUUAAGAACAGUGGAUUUUCUCCUAUAGAAUAAACAAUCAGUAACACAUAGCAAGAUGUUCUAUUAUCACCUACUGGCUAAGUUAAUAGUAGAUAAAUAUUUCAGUAAAUAAAUGAAAAUAAUCUAAUUUUGCAGUUGAAUUAAAAUUUUAAAAAAUAAGAGUUUGAUAUCUCUAAAAAAAAUUCAAUAAAUUCAAACUUAUCAGCAUGCUUUAGAGCAACAUAAACCACAUAUUUCACUGAAAAAAAUGAAUAGAAUGAUGUUUCUGUAAAGUCUGCAUUUCAAAAAUUCACUUCUAAAGCUAAAAAGUUAGAUUUUUCAAAAUAAUUGUCAUAAAGAAAUAAAAAGGAUGUCAAAUUCUUCUAAAUGAUAGAUUAAGGGUUUAUAAAAUUGAAAGAAAGUUAAUCAGUAAACCCAUAAGAGUCUCCUUUAUUAUCUCCAUAAUAAAAUAGUGGCUUUUUUACUUCUAGAAGAUCUAAUUCAAGAAAUAAAAUACCUCAAUAAAAGCACAAUUAUGCUUUAAUAAGCCCUUGCUAAUCCAAUUGUGAAAUGAAUAACUAAUCAAUCAAAUAUUAGACCACAAACAACCCAUCAUAAGUAAUCCAAUAAAGCCAAGUUAGUAUACAAUCUCCUCGCUCUAAAAACUUAAAACAGACUAGUUAAUAAUCUAGAGUUUUGAAUAAGCAGGCAUCUGCUACAUCUAUUGUAAGCUAAACGAACUAAGUUUCUUCAGUAAACAGUGAUUAAGUACUUAAAAAAACUCCAUUUACAAAUAUUUGCAAAUAAAUUUAAAUAAGUAUGCAAUAAAUGCAGAAGAAACUGAGGAGUAAAGUUUAAUUUUUUAAUCACUUUAGUAAGCUCCUUGAAUCUAAGUCCUAAUACUUAUAAAAUAUAUUUUUAGUUCAUGAAAACAAGGAAGUAAUAUAAGAUCCUAUUGCUUUGGAUAAAGCUCUAGUUUCAGUAAUAAAUGGAUCUGAAUACCGCUCAUCUACUUUUUUAUAGAGAGGUUUGAUAAAGAGUUUAUUACUAGAGCUUAAUAUCUUAAAUAAAGAAGUCUUUGAUGCUUAUCUAAACUAGUCUAAAUAAGAAAUUAAUAACUUAUAAGAAAGGAUAAAGUAUGAAAGAGGAGAAGUGGAAUAUUUAACUUCUCGAAUGGUUGCUAAGCACUAUCCUAAUUUUGAAAAAAAGGCUACUCUAUUCAAUAUAUUAUCUCAUCACAGUAUGCCUGUAACAUACAACAAAGAAAAAUAUGAUUUUAUGGAAGGAAAACUUGGUAAGUUUAACUUAAUAUCUUAAGAAAAUAGAUAUGUUUGCUCUGAGAUAGAGAAGAUCAUAUGUAACUUAAAUGAAAUUAACUACUCAAACAACAAUCCCUUUAGAAAUGUGAUUUGGUGA